Lineus longissimus is the source of this 6343-nucleotide messenger RNA. Its product is annotated as dopamine receptor 1-like. Gene Ontology annotation, cellular component: plasma membrane. NCBI's taxonomy places the organism in Eukaryota, Metazoa, Nemertea, Pilidiophora, Heteronemertea, Lineidae. Gene Ontology annotation, biological process: G protein-coupled receptor signaling pathway. The coding region runs from base 2176 to 3330 and encodes 384 amino acids. Gene Ontology annotation, molecular function: G protein-coupled receptor activity. The transcript is spliced from 6 exons. The record is from RefSeq and is a predicted model, not a curated record.
AAUCUACUCUCGCCUUCUAAAGCAUGGUGUCAUCUUCCACGUGCUGUCGGGAAUUAACGGGACGUUUUCAAAGCAAAAUGGACUAUCGUUGAAUUGUUGAUAGUGAUUGAGGCAGCAGAACAAAUCUUUGUGCUAGUAUUGUUGUUGUGGUUGGGACUUUUGGUCAUCCACGAAAAAGGCGUUUCGAUCUAGGAGGAGCGAGGAAAUUUUCGAGUGAAUUUUUCAUGUCAGCUGCGUUACAAAUAAAGGAUAACAACAGCAACAACAGCACUAAAAGGAAUAAUUUCAAAUCUACCGUGCAAUAAUCAGCUUAAGGAAAUCAACUAUGGAUAUUUCAUGAAGGUCUUCGAUCAAUUAUCAGCACAAUAAAGGUCAAGAAUGACCAGCAUUUCAACAGGAUCUAAUGUAGCUGGUACUCGUGUAUAGGAUAAGCAGAAGGACGGGUAGCCUGCAGAUCACAGGCCUCAUCAUCCACGGCUUUGCUCAGAGGACAUACCUUAUUCUCGGUAGCAUCUAGUUAAAUGGAAGAAAACGUUGGCGGAGUCAGUGAACCUCCCCAACGCACUUCAGGCACGCACUUUAUCAAAACUUAAACACGUCAGCUAGCGGGUACCGAAAAGUGAUGCGUGGCACUAUCUUCGCAGAUUCAACCUUGAUUUCUUCAACAUCUACGCCGGAUUAUCAUGCAGUUAAUUGAUAGCUUCCAGUCAGUUGGAAUCAUUUCACGAGACUUAAAGCGUUCUUGGAAACUUCAUGAUCUUUUUAUCCAGGAUUAACAACAGCAGAGUUGAAUCUCACAAAGUUCCCUGGGGUAACAUCACAAAACGCUCUCAAUCUCUGUCGACGUUUUCAUUGUGACCUGAUAUAAGGUGAGGGAAUUUGAUCCGUCGUACCCUAAUUAGAACGGACAGUUUAGCCUACAGUGUACAUACAUAAGGCAAAAGACCAAUUUCCGCGCCAGUGCUAGCGGAAGUGAUCAGAAAAAUUAGGACGCUCGCUAGGGACUCUAUCGAUCUGAACAUGCUGACAGAAUAAACUCUCGCCUGCCAAAGUCGUUGGAUGACAGUGCUGGAAUAGAUAAGUUUGCGUAAUUGAAGGUUAACCUGCUAGUGAUACGACCCAGUUCCAAUCGUUCGUGAUCAGAGUUGAAUUCAGCGCUUCGUCAGAAGAAAAACAAAUUGAAUGUCAACUUUACUGAUAGGAGAUUCUUUGAACAAACAUUCAUAGUCGAGGGAAUUGGGAAAAAAAUACAGUAUUUGAACAAGUUGAUGAGGUAGGGAUACGGUCACUUAUUCAAUAUUAUGCUUCAGGGUUUCAUACUUCAAACACUUGAAAGAUAUUAGAUGUGGCAUUUCCUUCUACUUUCACCAAACUCUGAAAUUUAUUUUUCACAAUCCUGGAUGAGUUAGUUUCGCGAGAACAAAUCUUAGGCUGUCAAACAUGUCUUAGAACGAAAUUGUGGGCGAAAGACAACAACUUGGCAACGGCGUUCAAAGGGAUUACGUGAUUUGAAAGUGACAACCCAUCUAAUAUUACUCUCAAUUUCCGACAAGUGAUUUCUCUCUCGAACAGAAGUAGAUUCUGAUAAAUGUGUUAUAAAUUCGCGCAGGAUUAAGUGACUUAAAACGGACUUUUGGAAUAUUGAACCUGUCAAAACUUGUUUGAUAACAAUCUGUUCAAAAAACAGAUCAGUCCGUUUCCGGAUAUUUCUCCAAUAGUCAUCCGACGCUGAGACCUGUCAUAACACUAGUGGCAGCAGUGCAGCUCGGCCGCAGGGUAGUAUUCAUGUGUUGACGCCUGACUGUUAGGAGUAGAGGAAAUAAAUCUUUGAGACGGAGACGAAUUUGACGCAGCAUAACUUCUUGCGGUAUAUGUGAUGCUGUGUUAUGUUUGGUUAGCGGAAUAAAUACUAUGAUACAUGUACUAGAUUCGCGAAAGAACAAGACUGUCCUGAUGUGUCGAUUCAUGAGGGUGUGAUUCAAGGACAGAUCUUGGACGACGGAUUAAUCAAAUUCAGUAAAAAGUUCGCGACCCGGCUAGUGGUGCAGUGAUUUCCUGUCCCAAGUGCAGCAAACUGCAGUUGGGAACAUGCACGUCUUUCGUUGAUUGAGCUGCUGCCUGUUUCCCUUGAAGCAAUUGGGCUUUUAAUCGUCAUCGAAGAAGGCUGUGUCCAUCAUGGAGUACAGUGGCAGCGAGAUUGAUCCCAGUGGGUUCCCGAUAACAUUCACGGAGGAUGUGAACAUAACUCAAUUUGGUCUCAACGACACAAUGGUUGGACCAAAGUACACUGGGUGGCAGGCGGUUAUGAUAGGGAUCGUCUGUUCUUUUGUGAUAUUUCUCUCCAUCGGUGGUAACCUUUUAGUAGUCAUAGCCGUCUUCACGGAACGGACUCUACGAAAGACUACCAAUUUUUUCUACGUGUCCUUAGCCAUUGCUGAUAUGCUGGUGGCGAUUUUGGUGAUGACGUUCGCCGUCGCCAAUGACAUCAUGGGUUACUGGAUAUUCGACAACAUGUUUUGCUCCAUUUGGAUAAGUUUUGAUAUUAUGAGUUCUACGUCAUCGAUUUUGAAUCUAUGUACAAUUAGCAUGGACCGCUACAUUCAUAUCAAGUUUCCAUUCCGUUACGAGGCCUGUAUGACCAAUAAACUCGCCCUUGGCAUCAUCACCGGCGUCUGGGUGUGUUCGGCCCUCAUAUCAUUUCUACCCAUCCACCUGGGCUGGCAUUCGCUCAGCAAUGACUACACCGUGCCGCGACUUCAGCCAAAUGGCGUCUUCCAAUGUUACCUAGAACUCAACGCUUCAUAUGCCGUCAUAUCUUCCUGUGUUAGUUUCUACGUCCCCUGUGCUAUGAUGAUAGGUAUCUACUGGCGAAUGUACAAAUAUGCACAGAAACAUGUCAAAAAUAUCAAAAGAACUUGCGGGCCCGAAUCAGGUGAGCGUGUGACGGAUCAAAAAGCAGCUAUCACCUUGGGUGUCAUCAUGGGAACUUUUCUAUUCUGCUGGUUUCCUUUUUUUACCAUGAACAUCAUCGCUUCUGCUUGCGGUGACUGUGUUAGCCCCGACCUCUUCAGUGGUUUAACGUGGUUAGGUUACAUUAACUCCUGUUUAAACCCAAUCAUUUAUAGUAUAUUCAACACAGAGUUUAGGCGCGCUUUUUAUAAGAUUUUGUGUAUGAAGAUGAUGCCAUGUUGUCAGGUUGAUAAGUCGCUAUCGUUUAAGCUCACCAGAACGCACAGCACGUCGCAGUCCUACCGAUCACAGGCUGAGGUCGCUCUCAACGGCAGCUCAAAUCCAAAUGUCCGCAAACCAUUGAACCAUGACCUGCCGUAAAAUGGUCGAUGUUUUAUGUCGUUAUUUGAGACGCCUUAUCGGUUGAAGCAAGCAUAAGUAAAUACAUGUGACGCUUUGAAAUGUCAUGUUCUGUAACGUGUCUCAGUCUAUAUCGUUUUUCACUAUUACGCCUAAAGCAAAAAUGAGAAGCGAGGUUUUCACCGGUAACAGACAUUACUUAUUCUUUCUUGUGGGGGUACGUGGGGAUAGUACCUUUGGACUCGUAUAGUUAAAUUGCCAAUGAGGUUGAUCACUUAUGUAUCAUUUGAUCAUUUUUAGAACAUUCCGUUGUAUUAAAAGCUUAGAAUGUCGCAUCCACAGAGUCGGAGUAUCACCCCUGUAUUUGUCCGAUAAUGAAGGGGAACAGCGGCACCGAGAAGUCAUUGAGGAAGCAGCGAGUAACUCGUCUCAGGCAAUGAUGAACUGUUUAUAUAUCUCCCGAUACGCCCGUUAUCACAACCCCGCACCGAUUAGCCAAAAUCCGUCUCCGCCUUCUUGGCGUGACGCGUCUUCGCUGCAGUCGACCGGGCGCCCGCUGGAUCCUCGGGGGGCUUGAGUAAUCUAUUAAUGGCGGAUAUCUUCACAUCAAAGAGUGUAAAAAGUCAUCAAAUAUCAUCAGCCAUUAAUAAAGUCUUAAUCAGUUCUUGGUGCCAUGUGCAUUUCUUUCUUGUGCAGAGAAAUCCUUGUCGUUUGAGCUGUAAUAUCGUUCGACUCUACGAUCGAUCUCAAUUGCAUUUUUACUAAAACGAACAGGAGGACAUUACCAUUAAAAACGUAAUAAGGGUACUUUUUCCAAAUUGGCUGUUUUAUUAGCUAAUAAAAGCAGUUUCUCGGCAUGGCAGGAGAAGGUGAAAGUCGUUGUCGUGCCGGGCCAAGUUCCUUAAUCGACGUUGAAGACAAACGCCAGCGCUGGCUUAAAUAAGUUUUAUCUCCAUCAAUAAAUUUAUAAUUUACAAUUAUAGUCAAAGGGUUAGGACUUUAACCCAAUGAUACUGCUAAGCCCUGAUCGGGAAUCUGGAAAAAGUUCUCUGUACGGGUUCACAUAUUUUCAUAAGCAGCGUAGUUUUUGCUGUGGAUGUGGCAUUCUAAGAUUCACCUUCUUUUUUGCAUCUUCUCGGUUUAGCAAACCGUCAAGGCUAACAAAGUGCUUCGCUGAGUGUAUGAUACUAACCCAUACUUGUGAUAUAUGUUGUGCCAUCCUAACUUCUAUCUAAAUUUUGUUACUUAUAUUCGAGAGUUUAGUUUACAUAUCUCUUUGGCAUAAUACAUAGCUAUACUAUGACUGAGAGAGUUCAAAAUCAAUCGGACCGUAAUAAUUUCGAUUCAUACUGUCUAUCUCAGUUUCUUUUUACGGCACCUUCUAAGGCCAAACAUGUUGACUUAUGCACUUCUUGCUUAACUUUAUAAACAUGUUUUUUAUUAGAAGAAUUAUUCAGCCUGCACGAAUGUCCUAAGCUAUCAAAAUGUGAUAAGUUAUGAAAUGCAUGAUAGAUUAUAUUGACUGCAAUGAAACAUAACCGAUGUCAGAUAAUGUCAAGGUUGAACAUACCAUGCAGUAGCCUCUAAAACAAGUGUUCUCCUUCAUUUUAAUAGAUUAUGCAGAUACAACGAUUUAGAUUCUUAGUGGAAUCCCCGAGGCAAACCCUAGAUUGUAGCCAGACAUUUUGCAGACCCCUCCCCAGGUUUCCGAUUAAAAUGCCGUAUUCGCAGGGCCAACCGCCCUCGCUGUGAUCUGACUCGUUCUGUUGAAUCGUACUUAACCCAUGUGACAGCUACAGACGAUUCCCCACUGCUAGGGGAAUUGCAUCAUCAUAACCAACAAGCGGGCUUAUUAUCGAAAUCGAAUGAUUUCGCUUCUAGCAGAUUUUCAAAUCGUCGUGAAGGCGCCAGGAACGGGAAAGGCCGUUCAAACAAAUUUCUGAAGGAACAUGAGAAACGUGUUUGAAAGUCGGUGUUGGGUGCCGAGUUAGCAGUAAGUAACGAGCAAAUAAUGAUGUAACAGAGUUGGCUUUGGAGCCUGUCAUGCAAAUCGGAGCUAAACGGUGUAGGUAUUUGAAAAGGAGUUAUAUCAUAUUGUGAAAUCACUUACGUGACACUUGUUAAGAUCAGUACAGUCUGCGUUGGUGUUACUUCAGCUGGCAAUUAGCGGAGGCAAGUCAUAUCGGCCAAAUUGACAGCCGCUUACAGAAUAUCGAGAUGGAUUCUAAAGGAAUGUUGGUUCGAUUGGCGGAAGAAGUCUGACGCACUUUUUAUAAUUUUCUUCUCGUUUGUCGCCUUGUUUUGUAUAGUUAUGUUGUCUCCAUUUUUGCGUACGAGAAACAAAUGAGGAUAUGCUAAAAUAGAUAAAUGAUUAUGUGAUUAUGUUUUAGUUCAAGGCCUGUGUUGGUAAUAGUCUGUGAUGUAUAUAAAGUGUUUAUUAUUAUUUCAGAAAUUAUCAUGUUUGUUGUUGACGACACAUUGUUACAACCAUCACUAUAGAUGUUAUGACAGAUGCUCAUUUUUCAUGAGCAACAUUAACUUGUUUGUUUGUUUUCACAUCAGGUUGACCAGAAUCAAAUCAUCAAGAAAUAAUAAACUCAGUGCCAUCUUGAAUGAAAGGCCGGCCUACAUGACAAUCAUUACUUCCAAACUACUGUUUCUAAUGCUAGGUAUCUUGCGAGAAGGUGGUUUGCAUCCGAACUGGCCGGUAAGCCAACGGCCGCAUCUCGAACAAGCUACCGACAGGCUACCAAAACUGGUGGUGCCUUCGAGACUAUGACGAGGAAACUGUAAAUUUUCGUGUAGUGUACUGUUCCUUUCAUCUUGCGUUUCCCUUAUGUAAUUUGUACAAAACUGGCUGAAACGAUGUUCGUAGAUGUCUGCUCAACCUGAGGUGAAAUACAUAUGUUGGCGCCACCUAUUAUUGGAUCAUUGAAUUACUGUAAAGUUUUCCGAUGACAACGAUUGGUAAUCAUUGCGUGAGCUAAAACUCUUUUUCAAAUAAUAUUUUGGAAUAGAAGUAGAUUACGGAAUA